Melitaea cinxia (Glanville fritillary) is the source of this 2129-nucleotide messenger RNA. RefSeq names its product 5-hydroxytryptamine receptor 2C (gene 5-HT2A). The coding region runs from base 1 to 1911 and encodes 636 amino acids. The transcript is spliced from 9 exons. Gene Ontology annotation, molecular function: serotonin binding; G protein-coupled serotonin receptor activity; neurotransmitter receptor activity. Gene Ontology annotation, cellular component: dendrite; membrane. NCBI's taxonomy places the organism in Eukaryota, Metazoa, Arthropoda, Insecta, Lepidoptera, Nymphalidae. Gene Ontology annotation, biological process: serotonin receptor signaling pathway; G protein-coupled receptor signaling pathway, coupled to cyclic nucleotide second messenger; chemical synaptic transmission. The record is from RefSeq and is a predicted model, not a curated record.
AUGAGGAAUUUCACUUAUCUGGAUCCGACGCUAGAUGAUUUGAAAUGCCAAUUGAUUUCUGGCAAGAGCUGUGUAAACGAAUCCGUUUCGUCGGGCCUUGAGUGUAUUAGCUACGGAAAUUCUAUAGACUUCAAUUGUGAAUUGAAUUUAGACAUUGAAAAUGAAACUUCUUACAGUUGUUUUCAAUGUUCAAAUAAUACUCUGGAUACGAAUAGCAACGAUACUACAUGUAGCACUCGAUUCAAGCUGAACAUGAUGACAGUUUUAUUCGAGAGUGCGUUGAAAAAUUUAUGGUUGAGGAUACCAGAUUUGGGUGCAUGCGGUUGGAGCACGCUGUUCUGUUACGACGACGUUUCGAAUCGGACGUUUUACAUUGACGCUUUUAAUGGUAGUGAUAAAAGUGUAGUGUACGAAAACUAUCAAUGUAGAUGGGAUUUUGAUAAUGGUACAGAAGAAAUUGUAGGAAGUGGUGCGAGUUAUGAAUGGAGUUUCUUGUUUGUGAUAUUGUUUAUAGUGGCCGGUGGCGUUGGCAAUAUUUUAGUGUGUCUAGCAGUGUGUUUGGAUAAGAGACUACAGAAUGUGACCAACUAUUUCCUGCUAUCAUUGGCGAUCGCUGAUUUGCUGGUCAGUUUGUUCGUCAUGCCGAUGGGAGCUAUUCCAGGAUUUUUAGGUUAUUGGCCUUUGGGCGUAGUCUGGUGCAACGUGUAUGUGACUUGUGACGUGCUUGCAUGCUCCGCUAGUAUCAUGCACAUGUGCUUCAUCAGUAUCGGCAGGUAUCUCGGCAUCCGGAACCCUUUGAAGAGUCGUCAUCACUCUACAAAGCGGCUGGUUGUAAUAAAGAUCGCGCUGGUGUGGCUCUUGAGCAUGUUCGUUUCAAGCUCUAUCACAGUACUAGGUAUUAUAAACAAAACGAAUAUAAUGCCAACGCCAGAUCUCUGCGUUAUCAACAACAGACUGUUUUGGGUGUUCGGCUCGUUGGUCGCGUUCUACAUCCCCAUGCUGAUGAUGGUUGUAUCAUUCGCGUUGACUGUGCAGCUUUUGAAGAGGCAAGCGAGAUUGGCAGCUACACCUGUACCAGGAGGAUCGCAUAGAAGGCAAUGCGGUGGUUACGACAAUGGAUCAAUGCAGUGUGUCAGAAGAUUAGGAGCCAGGAGUUCCCCGGAUCUAUCACCAAACGAGUCGAGGCAACUAACUUGGAGAGUAACAACAAACACACGGACACAAAGAAAUAAAAUAGGCAUGAGCGUCUCACAACCUCAGCUGAGUUACAUAAAUGGUUGCGGUAAUGGCACGGGGUCGGGGUCGAUGCGGAGAGGUCGGGACGUUGCUACGCAGACACCACCGAGUAUAGCAGCAGAAACCAGACGAGCCAGACUAAUACCGUUGAAAUUGACAUUGGCAGCACCAAAUGCACUAUCUUUGAGAUUCUUAGCUAACCGCAAAAAGGACAGAUCGUUGUCUGCAAAUGCUGUUGCCAACGAGCAGAAAGCGACAAAAGUACUAGGAUUAGUAUUUUUCACGUUCGUCUUGUGUUGGGCGCCGUUUUUUCUACUCAACAUAUUAUUUGCCUCGUGUCCAGAAUGUACCGUACCAGAGCACGUGGUGGACGUUUGUCUUUGGUUAGGUUACGUGUCUUCUACUAUCAACCCAAUCAUUUACACGGUUUUCAACAGAACCUUCAGAGCUGCCUUCUUGAGACUUCUUAGAUGCCAUUGUAGCAGACGAGGUCGUUGUACUCGCUAUAUAUCUGUCGGAUCAACGCGAGGCGCGUCCCAACUCUGCGCACGAUCGGCUUUACCGCUAGCGAUAUCGUUGCGACCGUCAGCAAUGCCGACAACUACACCGACACAGGAGACUACUGAAACAGUACUUGUAGAGACACAGUUAAGUGAUUUUAAAGUUCGAUAUUAGAUGUGUAUUAGUAUUUUUUAGUGUACAGAUUAUCAUUCAUAGUUUUAAGUUCCUCGUCUGAAUGUUAAUUGCUCUAGAUUUAAUUAUGUCAGUUGUAAAAUGAGCUAUGUGUAAUUAAAGUUCUUAAGAUAUUUAACCGUGGAGUAUUAUAAUAGUUAGUACUUAGUAUUACAAUUAUCUUCGAUUCAGGGUUCCAAUAAAAUCUCUUUUUAUAUAGA